Molecule: messenger RNA, 972 nt
Organism: Ziziphus jujuba (common jujube)
Lineage: Eukaryota; Viridiplantae; Streptophyta; Magnoliopsida; Rosales; Rhamnaceae
Product: protein LEAD-SENSITIVE 1-like
Exons: 2
Coding region: 261-899 (212 amino acids)
Source: RefSeq, a predicted model, not a curated record
UCCACUUUGUCAUAAAAAUUAGAGGUGGGAACGCUGGAAGACGUUUUUCUGCGCAUACUCGCCUAACCCAAAGUAAAAAAGUCCACGAAUUCAUUUGCCUCGCUUCUCCAUCUUUCUCCAUCUCUUUCUUUUUAACAUCUUUUUCACUAUCUUCAGUAUUGGCUUUGUUCGAUCUAUGCUGAUUGAAUUCAUAUUCUCCAAUUUUUCCCAAAACAUCAAUUUGAAUAGCAGAGGCAAAACCUCUGCUGGCGAUAAUUAAGAUGAGAGGAGUGUCAUUGUGGAAAAAAAUCCAGAGGGAGGAACUGAAGACUGGGGAUCACAUCUACGCAUUAAGGGGAGCCGAUACAAAAGUCCAUCACGGGACAUAUGCCAAUGAUACAAAUGUGAUCCACUUCUGUAGAGGAGCAUGCUCAGAUAAUACAUGUCCAACAUGUAGUGACUUUUAUCGGGUAACCUCUUCCUGCUUGGAUUGCUUUCUAUAUGGUGGAGAUCUCUAUCGCUUCGAAUAUGGUGUUACGCCAGCUAACUUCGUAGCCAAAUUUGGAAGAGGAUGUACCCUGGCCUCUAAAGAUAAAGCUGAAGAUGUCAUAGACCGCGCAUCUUUCUUCCUUGAAUAUGGCUCUCCGGCCCACCACCGUUACAUAAACAACGGGGAAGACUUUGGAAUAUAUUGCAAAACAGGGUUGCUAGUGGUUGAUAUGAUUAAUUUCAGUAAGACUUGGCAAAUAGCAUAUUUCUUGGCUCUUACUGCUGCUUUGUUUCUUUCUUUACAGCAACUCAUGCUUGUUAGUUUUACUGGUCUGGCAGCUAGAUUUCUUGGACUAUGCUGUGUUUGCAUAUUUGCUUCUGAUAUUGAGCUCGCCCCAAUGUUACUAAACUCAAUAAAGUACACAGAUUGAAGUUGAUUAGAUAUUGGAUUAUGGUGGUUCGGGCUUCCAACUUAUGGAAAGAUAUAUUGAUAUGUUUAUAUCA